Terrapene triunguis (Three-toed box turtle) is the source of this 4102-nucleotide messenger RNA. It is a transcript of the gene RNF14, whose product is annotated as ring finger protein 14. The record is from RefSeq and is a predicted model, not a curated record. Gene Ontology annotation, molecular function: zinc ion binding; ubiquitin protein ligase activity; ubiquitin conjugating enzyme binding. Lineage: Eukaryota; Metazoa; Chordata; Testudines; Emydidae. Gene Ontology annotation, biological process: ubiquitin-dependent protein catabolic process; protein polyubiquitination; positive regulation of proteasomal ubiquitin-dependent protein catabolic process. The transcript is spliced from 9 exons. The coding region runs from base 371 to 1795 and encodes 474 amino acids. Gene Ontology annotation, cellular component: cytoplasm; ubiquitin ligase complex.
UGAGGGGCGGGCAGGGUGGAGGCCGCCCGCGGCCCAGCUGAGAGCCGGGGACAGGGAGUCCCGCGGAGUAGGCCCGGCCGCUUUCUGCGCCUCGGUUGGGGUCCAGGGGCCGGCGCUGGGAGCGGAGCGUGCGGGCCGAGGAGCGCAGAGGCAGCAGACAAAUACUGAGCUUCAUCACCAUGCCUGCCCUGGCAACAGAACCUACAGUCUUCUUGAUUUCCCACAGAAAAAGCUUGUGACUCCCAGUUCCUUCUGAAGAAUGAGCAGUGUCUGUGCCCUGGCCUUACUAACGUGGCUGUGCAGGGUCACUAACAGUACCUGCAACUCUAGUUGCUACUGUUUUGCAAUUGUAACUGAAAAGAAAAGUUAAAUGUCUUCAGAAGAUAAGGAAGCUCAGGAGGAUGAGCUGCUGGCUCUAGCUAGUAUUUAUGAUGAAGAUGAAUUUAAGAGGGCAGACUCUGCCCAAGGAGGAGAAACAAGAAUUUGUCUGGAGUUGCCCCAAAACUUCAAAAUAUUUGUGAGUGGAAGUCCCACAGAGUGUCUCCAGAACAAUGGAUUUGAAUACACAAUUUGCUUUCUGCCUCCACUUGUAUUGAAUUUUGAACUCCCACCAGAUUACCCAUCAGCCUCUUCGCCUGUGUUCACACUCAGCAGCAAGUGGCUCUCCCAGACCCAGCUUACUGCACUUUGCAAGCACUUAGACAACUUGUGGGAAGAGAACCGAGGCUGUGUGGUCUUGUUUGCCUGGAUGCAGUUUCUUAAGGAAGAAACACUAGCUUACCUGAACAUCACCUCCCCUUAUGAACUAAAAAUGUGCCAUCAAGAAAAUGGGCAGAGCAGGACAUCUCUGUUUCCUCUGAACUCUGAGCUGGAUGGUUGUGGCGCAGCAGGUGCUGCAACAGCACAAGAAGAAAUCCUUGAUGAAAGAGCUGUACAGGAUGUGGAGUCUCUGUCAAGUCUGAUAAGGGAAAUCUUGGAUUUUGAUCAGGCUCAGCAGAAAAAAUGCUUUAACAGUAAGAUGUUCUUGUGCAGCAUCUGCUUUUCUGAGAAGCUGGGUAGUGAAUGUAUGUACUUCAUGGAGUGCAGGCAUAUAUACUGCAAAUCCUGUUUAAAGGACUACUUCGAAAUUCAGAUCAGGGAUGGUCAGGUCCACUGCCUCAGCUGUCCAGAACCAAAGUGUUCUUCUGUUGCUACUCCUGGCCAGGUUAAGGAACUGGUUGGAGAGGAGUUGUUUGCACGUUAUGACCGCCUACUUCUGCAGUCCAGCUUGGACUUGAUGGCAGACGUGGUAUAUUGUCCUCGUCCAUGCUGUCAGACUCCAGUGAUGCAAGAGCCAGGUUGCACCAUGGGCAUAUGUUCCAGUUGCAACUAUGCCUUCUGUACCCUCUGUAAAAUGACUUAUCAUGGAGUCUCUCCAUGUAAAGUCACUGCAGAAAAGCUAAUGGAUUUGCGUAAUGAGUACCAAGAAGCAGAUGAGGCCACUAAAAUAUUUUUGGAGCAGCGCUAUGGCAAAAGAGUGAUUCAGAAAGCCCUCGAGGAGAUGGAAAGUAAAGAGUGGCUAGAAAAGAACUCAAAGGCCUGCCCUUGUUGUGGCACUCCUAUAGAGAAACUAGAUGGUUGUAACAAGAUGACAUGCACUGGCUGCAGGCAGUACUUCUGCUGGCUUUGUAUGGGUUCUCUGUCUAGGGUGAACCCAUAUAGGCACUUCAAUGAUGCAUCCUCCCCAUGCUUUAACCGGUUGUUUCAAGCUAUGAAUGUUGAUGGUGACUUCUGGGAUGCUGAAGAUGAAGACUAGUUAUGUUCUGUAUCACCUAAAGCUGAAGAAACCAGAAAUGAAUCUUUUCUGCUUAUGUCAAGUUUGUUUGCUUUCAUAUGAUGAGUGGUAACACUUCACACUGCAGGCUGCUCACACAACCAUUUGGAUGGUAUUGCCACAAACAGAAGAGACCAUUUCCCUCCUCUUCUAAUGGUUUAGGUCCCUCAUGUACAUGUCCAGUACUAAAUAGAGGGAACAAACUGUCAUCCGAAGGCUUAAAAAAUAGUUGAGAAAACUCUAAAUACCAUAAUGUGCCCCUUUUUCUGAAACACGUCCUAGAAAUUUCUGUUUGGGAAUUUCUCCAGGAAGUUUGGCCUUGCAAGGAUCUCUGGAUUCCAUCCUGCAUACUUUGCAGUAAUCUUUCCUAUCGCUGAGGUGGGCUAGAUGUGCUCUCCCUGGAGCCCUUUGGUAAGCUUCUUGUGUCCAUUGCAGGAAGACUCAUUAAACAUAGCAUAAGAAUUUCUCCCCUCUCUCAGAGACUGAGCCAGUUGCUUUCAUAGCAUUUCCUGACCUGGAUCCAAACAGAUUUUUCUGUGGUGGCUCACUGCUCUAACCCUGACACACUUCACUGGGGUGGUAGAGGUUUAUAAAUUGCAGAAUUUUUGCCCCCCAUUCCUUCUCCUCCUGUCCUUCCACCACCACAGAGUAGAUCUAAUGCCUGGGUCCUGUGUAGACAAUUACUGACAAACAUUUCCUGUUUUCAUAACUCUCACUUUUUUUGAUUCAGUUUCAGUAAUUAAUUUCCAUGUUGCUAUCAUAUCUUAACAGGGAAGGAAUUUAUAUGGUCUGGUGAUUAUUUUCAUAAUGAUGGAUAUUAAAACAGUCUGUGUGCCCAAUCUGUAAAAUUCUGUGCAGUGUUUCUUGACUCAGAUAUUAAUGAGGUGCUUAAAUUAAAAAAAAAAAAAAAGCGACCUGAGACACCGAACUGAAAUUUUACAGGUACACAGUCAAUUGUGACUUGAAUCCCCUAACUGCAUAUUUUUCCUUCCCAAUUUCUAGUUAUUAAAAUUUGUGAAAUUAAGUCCUUUGGCCAAAGACCUCUAGAUAAAUGGCCGGGACUAAUGUGCGGCCUUUCAUCUGAACUAGCUCACUCAUUCACGCUGUCGUCAUACUUCAAAAUAAGUUAUUGGAAAAACAAAUCUCCCUCCCUGUAGUUUUACAAACAGUCUCAAAUAUGAGAACAGUGCUUGGAUUACAUUUUUAGAAAUACUUUUCAUCUAUAAGAUGGGCUAGAAAACAGCUGCUUUGACUUUUUAAUGAGAAAUAUACCUUGUUCAAAAUAAGACAGCAGGGCCUGAAUGGCUCAGGAGCUAGGUAAUGAUACAGAAAGUCAAGGUCAACUCUUGAUAUGCUGCUUUGGUUGUUAGUAAAUAAAUCUUUACUCAGAUGUCUGUUUAGCUGAAUUGAGUAAAUAGUUUUAGGCCAUUUCUGGAAGGGACAAAGAUUCCUGUUACACAACUCACUAUCAUGCAUGGUAGCCUGAGAGAGAUCAAAGAUAGAAUAUGCAUGGAGACAGAUUCCCCUUGCCUGGAAUUGGUCCACCUUAAUCUUGGUUGAGGCGGGUAGGGGAAGCUUGACUACUCCUGUGUGUGGAUUGUUUAAUUUGCAUUCCAGCACCUUUCACAUGCACUAACUUCACCUUUUUAAAAGUAAACUCAAUUGUCUUCACAGUUGUGUCCAUUAUGGGAUGUAUAUCAGCGCAUAGAAAGUCACUCUAUGGAAUAUAUUAUUAUUCUGCUUCUGGGCAGCAACUGUGAUGAUCACUUCAGCUGGUAAAUUAGCUUAGCUGUUUGUAGUAAUCAUGUAUAUUAAAAUGGUAGUGUCUACCCCUGGUGCAUACCAUGCAAAGUGUUUGCUAGCUCUGUAUUCUUUUGCUCUAACUGUUUAAAUACAAUGAUCAAGAAUUCAAACCCUAAAGUUAAUUCAGGUGGAGGUUUCCUAUUUAAGCACUGUUUCUGGAAUGUGCUUGUUUACAAUUCAGAAUGUUUUUUUAAAAACUCAUCCUGUGGCAUAUCAAGUAUUUGCAGGGAAGGAUUAUGCAUAUAGACUGGAUAAAGUGUCUGCCUCCUAAUCUCUCUCAAUCUAACUUUUAGUUUGCAAAGCAUUAUUUGCAGAAAUAGCUAUGAGAUGUUAUGCAGUAAAGAGGCUGGUAAGUUUUUAUCCUUUAAAAUAAUGUUUUAAUGGUUCAAACGAGCCUUGUUCCCUCAGUUUUGUAAAAAGGAUGUAAAUCUAUAUUACCACGAUGAAUGUAAGAUGGAGAUGAAUAAAUGUUAAUUUAAAAAUGUC